Molecule: messenger RNA, 563 nt
Organism: Impatiens glandulifera
Lineage: Eukaryota; Viridiplantae; Streptophyta; Magnoliopsida; Ericales; Balsaminaceae
Product: bZIP transcription factor 11
Exons: 1
Coding region: 51-557 (168 amino acids)
Biological process (GO): positive regulation of DNA-templated transcription
Cellular component (GO): nucleus
Molecular function (GO): DNA-binding transcription factor activity; transcription cis-regulatory region binding
Source: RefSeq, a predicted model, not a curated record
UUCUCCCUCCUCCCUCCCUCCCUCCCAUACAUUAGUGGUUUUCCGGCAAUAUGUUCGCCUCCGAUGGACUUCUCCGUUACCCUUUUCCGGCCAUCGAAAGCGGUUUCACGAUGUGGGGGGAAUUCCAUGAAACCACCACCACCCCUUUGGAUUUUCCAUCUUUAGAUCAUCAAGCACUUGCCUUUUCAACUUUUAAUGAACCGGAUCAGUUAUCACCACCUUUACAAAAUAAGAAAAUGAAACCCGGUUCGUAUGAACCGGUCAUUGAUGAUGAGAGGCGGCUUAGACGAAUGGAAUCAAACCGGGAGUCGGCCCGACGGUCACGCGUGAGGAAACAGAAACACUUGGAGAAUUUGAGGGAAGAGAUGAACCGGCUGAGAACCGGGAAAAGGGAAUUAGCGAACCGGUUAGAGUUUUUGUUGCAGCAGAACCGAAUCAGGAAGAGAGAGAACGACGGUUUACGAUGUGAAUCGGAGAAAUUAAGGCAAAAACUUUGGCUUAUGCGUCAAAUUUUGAUCCUUCAACAUUUGUCACAUAAUAAUAAUAAUAAUAAUUAGUUACCU